AUGCUGCAUUCAGAAGCAGCUAGCGAAACCCUAGCAAGAAAUGGUGACGACAACAUCACCGUUGUAAUGCAUCGGGGACAUGUUUUUUCACAGAUCCGUCGCUUUGUAAUUGUCAAGGAGAUGAGGAAUUUCGUUUAUGCCUGUCCAAUCACAACAUAUUCUGGUCGGGGCACUGCAAAACCAGGGUGUGACCCAUCAGAGCAUGCAAUUGUCUACUUCUCUGGGAGUACGCCUCAAUUGGUCCGCGAAGAGAAUGAAAAGUCCAUAGAACUACAAAAAGAACCAAUCGGCGUUAAUCCUGCAGACACCAGUUUGAGAAUGCAUCCCGCAUCUCGCAUCCGAUUUGGAAAAGCAUACCCUAUCGAAUGGAACGUUAAAGUUAAGGACAUAGGGGAUGUCUUGCCAGCAGACAGAACCCGACUUUGGAGAUAUUACCUGGAAGGGCUCAGGCCAACAGACGAUUAA
Lindgomyces ingoldianus is the source of this 465-nucleotide messenger RNA. RefSeq lists its product as uncharacterized. The transcript has 2 exons. Bases 1 to 465 code for a protein of 154 amino acids. The record is from RefSeq and is a predicted model, not a curated record. Lineage: Eukaryota; Fungi; Ascomycota; Dothideomycetes; Pleosporales; Lindgomycetaceae.